CGAGUGCAGCAGAGGAGGUGCUCCGACUUCGUUCAGUACUUUAAGUAUUCAACAGGAUUAUACAGAGCGACUAAUAAGUGGGACGGACCCAACAUUGAGGAGUAUUUGGAAUUGCAAAAAUGAUCACGGCCUACUUCCUGGAAAAUUUCUGGGGAGAAAAGAAUAAUGGUUUUGAUGUCCUUUAUCAUAACAUGAAACACGGGCAGACGUCAACUAAAGAGUUGUCUGAUUUUAUAAGGGAGAGGGCAGGAAUUGAAGAUGCAUAUGCAAGGGCAGUGACCAAACUGGCUAAAUCAGUAAGCAAUUACUCACAGUUGGGGACAUUUGCACCAGUGUGGGAUAUUUUUAAAGCUUCAGCUGAAAAAUUUGCAAGCUGUCACUUUGAUUUUGUUCGGAAAUUACAUGAAUUAAUAAAGGAAAUUCAGAAGUAUGCGGAGGAGCAGACCAAAGCACAUAGAAAGACUAAAGAAGAAGUAGCUGCAACCCUAGAAUCUGUGCAGAACAUUCAAACCAUUACUCAGGCUCUUCAGAAAUAUAAAGAAAUCUAUAACACAAAGUGUUUGGAACAAGAGAGAUUAAAAAAGGAAGGAGCAACACAAAAAGAAAUGGAAAAGGCAGCGUCAAAAACAAAGAAGGCUACAGAAGUGUAUAAACUUUAUGUAGAAAAGUAUGCUACAGCUAAAAUGGACUUUGAACAGAAAAUGACAGAAGCUGCACAGAAAUUUCAAGAUAUAGAAGAAGCUCAUAUGUAUAAUAUGAAAGAAAUUAUAUUAAGUUUUUCACAAGCGUCUAAUGAAACCCAUUCACAGAUAAGCCAGGUUCAAGAAGAAUUUUUAAGCAACAUCAAGAACACUACCCCUGAAAGUUUGAUACAGAAGUUUGCAGAAACCAAAGGGACUGGCAAAGAAAGACCUGGACCUAUUGAGUUUGAAGAAUGCAACCUAGCCAUUGCAGCAGAAGGUCUGAAGCCACGAAAGAGGAAGCCAUUUGGAAUAACUGGGAGAAUAUGGAAAGAUAAAGACACAGAUUCAGUGGAAUGCCCAGAUGCUGACUCUGGUAAUGCUGAAAACACUGCUGAUGUUGAUGAAGAAGGAUACAGCAUCAAACCAGAAGUUAACCAGAGUGAUGCCAAAGAGAACCAUUUCUGCUCCUCAAGUGACUCUGACUCAGAUAAUGAUGAGCCUAGAAAGUUUCACGUGGAGAUCAAGCCGCUGCAACCAAAUGACACUUUUCAUUCAGCUGCUUCACUAGAUCAGAUAAAGACAUCAAUAGGAAACAUCACCCUUUCUCCUGCAGUUCCUAGGCACAGUCCGGUACCAUUAAAAAGAAACUCAUCUAGUGAAGAGUUAGGAAGAUUGAGGCUACCUGCUCCAUCAAAUGAUAAGAAACCAGCAAAUGACCUGCUGUCACUGGAUUCAUUGUUUGGGCUGCCUCUUAAUUCAUCAUCGUCAUUCUCAACUUCAACAGCUGAAAUGACAGAGCAAAACAGGAACUCUUCCUCCUCUUCUGCUUCUUCUUCCUCUACUGCUUCACCCUGGGGUAUAUCAUUUGAGCCAUCAUUUGGACAUGUACCCGAUUGUGGGUCUCAGAGUCUGUCUCCUGAGGUUUCUUCUGUCCCUGUACCUAUUACUACUGUUAAAAUGGUAGACACUUCAGAAAGCUUGGAUACUUUAUCACUGUCGUCAUGGUGUCGUAGUCAGUGGAUUUCAUUUAAUGAUGAGCAUGCUCCUGUCAAAUGGAUAUACCCAAACUGUAAGGAGACAGAAAAACCUAGGUUUCCUUCAUGUUGCAGUUCCCCUAUUACCUUAUCUGUAACGCACACUUCUAGGCACUGUCCUGCUGAAGAUGCAAGUGAAUCUCAUGGUACUUCAUACAAAAAGCUAACCACUGAAGAAAUUAUCAGCGCAGCUGAAUGUUUCUCUUCAUCUUUUUCAAAUUAUCUGGAUAUUAGCAUAGGUCCUGCCUUACCUCCUCGAAAUAAUGUUUCUGCACCUGGCAGACCUACAACACCCCUUGCUGCAGGCGCUAUAGUGCCACCACCUAGGCCUACUUCCAGACCAAAGCUUCCCACAGGCAAACUUGGGGGGAUUACAGAAAUACCAAGACCUUUUAGCCCAUCAACAUCAUCUAAUGCAAGUCCACCACCUGCAGCUCCAUUGGCCAGAGCAGAGAGUACCUCUUCAAUUUCUUCUAAUACGUCACUUAGUGCAGGAAAUACACCAACAGUUGGUGUUUCACGAGGGCCGAGCCCAGUUACUCUUGGAAAUUUUGAUACACUUCCUGUGGCAGUAGCCUUAACGGAGUCUGUCAAUGCCUAUUUUAAAGGAGCGGAUCCUGCAAAGUGCAUUGUGAAAAUAACAGGAGAAAUGACAAUGUCAUUUCCUGUUGGCAUUAUUAAAGUGUUUACCAGCAACCCCUCACCAGCUGUGCUAUCCUUAAGGUUAAGAAGUACCAGGUUGCUUGAACAAAUUCUACCAAAUUCACAACUUCUGUGCAGUGACUCAACACAAAGUGAUCCAGACACAAAAGACUUUUGGAUAAACAUGCAGUCCCUUGCUACCUAUCUCAGGAAGAUGGCAGAACAAAAUUCAUCUGCUUCAUAUUUCAAUGUUGAGCUGUUAAAGUAUCAGGUAUCUUCAUAUGGCAUUCAGUCAACGCCUUUGAACUUGGCAACGUACUGGAAAUGCACUUCCACUACUACAGAUGUCAGAGUAGAUUAUAAAUACAACCCAGAGUCUAUGGUAACUCCUAGUGCACUGUCUAAUAUACAGGUCUUGGUACCAGUCGAUGGAGGUGUCACUAACAUGCAGUCUCUUCCUCCUGCUGUUUGGAAUGCAGAGCAGAUGAAGGCCUUGUGGAGGAUAUCCGAGAUCUCAAAUCAGUCUGAAAAUGAAGGUUCUGGAACUCUCAGGGCAAAAUUUGACAUUUCGGAUGGACCUAGUAAGCCAGCAACACUUGCUGUACAGUUUGUAAGUGAAGGCAGCACCCUUUCAGGAGUGGACAUGGAACUUGUAGGGACUGGAUAUAGACUUUCAUUACUGAAGAAAAGAUUUGCUUCUGGACGAUACAUGGCAGACUGCUGACGAACCUGUCUGCUUUUAGAACUGGUUUUCGAAGCACAAGCUUAUUGCAGCACCAGUACAAAAACUUCCAAAUUUUUUUUCAUCUCGUUCCUUUGGAAGAGCAUUUUCUCUGAAAACUACUUUGGGAGCUAAAUUCUUUUGCAGCAAACUACAAAACUAAAAUGCACUUUGAAGGCAGCAAUUUUGGAAGAAUAUUUUACUACAUGAAAUAGCACUGAAAUAAUUUUCAACACUGUUUUUGUAUGUUAAAUUAAUGUUCAUGAAAUAUACAGGUUGACAGCUCAUUAUGAUUAAUCAGAAUCAUUAAAUACCAGCUCCGUGGAGUAUAGGGAUGAAACCUGGACUACGACUCAGUUGAUCUGAGAUUGACUAGUGGCUCAGGAGCUGGAAGAGCCGGGUAGGGGAGAAUAUGGAUGAGUGUCUGAAGCUGGCUCACCUAUCUUGGGGACAUGAGGAAGAUGGUGCAGCCCACUGCACUGCUAACUUGUACUGGACAAAGAGAGAGGGAGAUGUAUCCCAUGCAUCUGUAAGUGGGCAGGAGUGAGCUUGGCUGUGCCAAGCCAUGUCUGCACAAUAGCCUUCAUGAUUCAUGAGUGGGAGCAUGCAUGCUCAUAGAAAGUGUAGCAAGCUUUCACAUCAGCCAUUGCGGGCGGGGGGGGGGGGUCGGUGAGCAGAGUUAGAGCCCUAAACAAAACCUCUGAUGGGUGCCUUAGUAACAGCGUCCAUGAUUGGCUGCCACCCUAAGGAGAA
Protopterus annectens (West African lungfish) is the source of this 3833-nucleotide messenger RNA. It is a transcript of the gene FCHO2, whose product is annotated as FCH and mu domain containing endocytic adaptor 2. The coding region runs from base 120 to 3083 and encodes 987 amino acids. The record is from RefSeq and is a predicted model, not a curated record. Gene Ontology annotation, cellular component: clathrin-coated pit; plasma membrane; clathrin-coated vesicle. The transcript has 27 exons. Gene Ontology annotation, biological process: clathrin coat assembly; synaptic vesicle endocytosis; clathrin-dependent endocytosis. Lineage: Eukaryota; Metazoa; Chordata; Ceratodontiformes; Protopteridae.